AUGUUGCCUUUGCUGACAGAGCAGUUUCAUCUGAUGCCAGCUAUAAACUCCAAGCUUCACGUACUGCUGGUACAAUUCAUCUAUUUGACUUUAAGGCAGUUAGAAAUUGGAACACAGCAAACUUCUCUGACUUCAACUCUGAGAAGGCUGGGUAAAGAAAUCUGCAGAGGUUCACCAGAAAGUCCUGAAGAACAAGCUAACAUUGCAAAACAAAAGUCUGCAAUCUUCUUCAAGAGUCCUAACCUACGUAUAAGAUUUUUGUCAAUGCUAAUAGUUCUUAAAACAAUUUCACAAGCGGACUACUUGGCUCAAGCUUUUUACACUUUACACAAGGACUUAAAGAGUGAUGAAGGAAAAGCUUUGUUCCUUGAGUACCAGGCUUUACCUGUAGUUCUGAACCACCUCAGGACAUCCAGCAAAGGCCUUCUUUCUGCAGCUUUGGACAUACGGCUGCAGAUGAGCAUGGAGACGAGAAUGAGGCAUUUUCCGAAUGUUUCAUUGCUGCUUCAAAACCCUAAACUGGAGGUCCUGCUGCUGGAAAAGAUCAGCAUUAUCCUGCAGAAACUCACCACAAUAAAGGAGAACAAAAAGCUCUUUGAACUCCUAACGAUGCACCUCAUAAUCCAGGAGAUGCACAGGACUGCUGACCCUGACCACACCUUUUUGUCUUAA
Polyodon spathula (Mississippi paddlefish) is the source of this 672-nucleotide messenger RNA. RefSeq names its product coiled-coil domain-containing protein 138-like. Bases 1 to 672 code for a protein of 223 amino acids. The record is from RefSeq and is a predicted model, not a curated record. The transcript has 5 exons. Lineage: Eukaryota; Metazoa; Chordata; Actinopteri; Acipenseriformes; Polyodontidae.